UCUAGGUAAGAGGGGGGAGUGCUGGGCUGCUGCUUCCCUCCAAGCUGAGGCCUUGGCUGGGCAGCUAGGCUACAUCCCCCCCUCUGGGGGGGACGGCCCCCCUGUAGUCAUGGAGACUGGUUCGGAGGACCCCCCAGCACCCCCUCCUCGAUACAAUGCUCCCCGCUCAAUGCUCCAUGCUCUUAAGGGGCUGGGCCCAGCUCCUGUGGCAUCAGUAGAGCCAGUGGACAACUUGGUAGGAAUGGAAACCAGGGAAGCAGCUAUGCUGACCAGUGUAAAGACUGAAGCAUCGUGCAUUGCCCCAGAAAUGACAUCAACUGUCAUGACCAUAGAGAUGUCUCUGGUGGCCAACGAUAAUGGAGACGUGGCUUCUCUAGAACACGUGGCAUCUGAUUCUGAAGCGGUGCGUGUGGACAGGAUUCCAGAGGGGGAUGCAUCUUCUGCAGUGAUGGAACCUGUGUCGAAUUCACUGGCUCCUGGGGCAACAGUUAAUGGUACCUUGGUGACAUCGUCGCCUGAUGUCAGCGUAAUGUCACCGCCUGUGGAUUUCCCCACAGAGACCACGAUGAAGCCCCUCCUGGUUGCGCCAAUGUCGCCUGCGGUGGUCGUGGUAGCACCUAGCCCUGGCUCGCCUCCAGAAAAGACUUCGCCCACUGGAGGUUCAGAACCUCACAAUCCUCCCUCUUCGCAACCAUCUCAAGACCUGGGUUCCCAAUCUAGCCUGGGCACUCCAGCACCCAAGGCUCCUCCAGCUCCUGACACCUUGAGCUACUUGGAUUCUGUCAGUCUUAUGUCAGGCACCGUGGAGUCACUGACCAGCACUGGAUUCCUUGAUGAUGCUAGCUCUGUGGGCUCAGAUUCCGAGAUCAAUGGAAUAACAUACCGUAAGACAGACAGAUAUGGCUUCCUUGAGGGCAGCCAGUCUUCUGCUGUGCCCGAGUGCAUCAUCCCGGUGGAUGUGUCCAGACAACGGGAACUGAAGUGGCUGGAUAUGCUUUCCCACUGGGACAAAUGGCUGUCGCGCAGAUUCCAGAAGGUGAAGUUGCGUUGCCGGAAGGGGAUUCCUUCUUCCCUCCGUGCCAAAGCCUGGCAACUUCUCUCAAACAGCAAGGACCUCCUGGAUCAAAAUCCGGGGAAAUUUGAGGAACUGGAGCGCCAAGCUGGAGAUCCCAAGUGGCUCGAUGUGAUUGAGAAAGACCUGCACAGGCAGUUCCCGUUUCAUGAGAUGUUUGUGGCUCGGGGAGGCCAUGGGCAGCAGGAUCUCUACCGCAUCCUGAAAGCCUACACCAUCUACCGGCCGGAGGAAGGCUACUGCCAAGCCCAAGCUCCUGUGGCUGCAGUUUUGCUGAUGCAUAUGCCUGCAGAGCAAGCUUUCUGGUGCCUGGUGCAAAUCUGCGAAAAAUAUCUUCCUGGCUACUACAGUGCAGGAUUGGAGGCAAUCCAGCUGGAUGGGCAGAUCUUCUUUGCUCUUCUACGGCGGGCGUCCCCCAUUGCCUACCGCCACCUGAAGAGGUACAAGAUCGACCCCAUCUUGUAUAUGACGGAGUGGUUUAUGUGCAUCUUCUCCCGGACCUUGCCUUGGUGCUCUGUGUUGCGUGUUUGGGACAUGUUCUUCUGCGAAGGGGUGAAGAUAGUAUUUCGGGUGGGCCUGGUGCUGCUGCGGAACACUCUGGGCACAGUGGACAAGCUUCGGUCAUGCCAGGGCAUGUACGAGACAAUGGAGAAGCUGCGCAACCUGCCAGUUGAGGCUAUGCAAGAGGACUACCUGGUUCAUGAGGUGAUGAAUCUCCCAGUGACCGAAGCCCUCAUAGAACGAGAGAAUGCCACCCAGUUGAAGAAGUGGCGGGAAACACGGGGUGAACUCCAGUAUAAGCCCUCUCGCCGUCUCCAUGGCUCGCGGGCCAUCCUUGAAGAGCGCCACCGCAUGAACCCACCCCUCACUGCCAGUGCCAGCCUCUUGAGUCUCACGGGCCUGAAGCAAAGGGUUACUUACGGCAGCACGAGUGGUCCUUCAUUCUCCCCAGCACACUCCGUGGGAACCUUGGCUGUGUCUGCGGCUCCCCCUCCAGUCCCUCCUGCUGCCCAGAGCCAGGUGGUGGUAUCCGAAGGGCUGCACCCAGCCUUGCCCUCCCCAACAGGGAACAACAUGCCCCUCGGUGGCCCCAAGAAAAGUGGGAGCAGCAGUAAAGAACAGAAGCGAAAAGAGAAGGAAUGGGAAAGGCAAGAGAGAUUGGAGAAGGAGAAGGAGAAGCAGGAGAGGGAACGUGAGAAGAAACUACAGAAGGAGCGGGAGAAGCAGGAAAAAGAGCGAGAGAAGCAGGAAAAAGAGCGGGAAAAGAAGCAGCAGAAGGAACGAGCCAAAGAGGAAGCCCGGAUGAAGAAGGACCGAAAAUUGUCGCUGAAGAAAAAGGAAUCCAAAUCGGCUCCUCUGCCGCCCAGUGAGGAAGGAAAAGAUGGGGAAGCUCCAACGUCAUCUGUGCUGCAAGACACGUACUUUUGAGUAGGGCUGGGGGGCAGCACAUGCCCCGAUAACUCCCUCCCUUCAGCCAUGGACCAAGGUGGUGGCCAACACCAGGGACACUCAUUGUGGUACGGGGACCCAGAAGACAGGAGGAGGUGUGCUGACGGGAAUGGCUGCUGUGCACCGGACCACCUAGCGCGGGGCUGCGGCGGGUAGAGGGGUGUUUUCAUGAGUGUCUGUGUUCUCACCUCUCCCUUUGUGUGCCUGAUUUGAGGUGGAUUGGCCCCUCCCCCUCCUCUUUGUGACUGAAUAGGGCCAAAACAAGAUGGUCGCUGUGCUCCCCGCAGCUGCCGCACUGAAAACUUCUGCCACAGCCAACAAGUGCAGCUGCACCACCCUCACUCCCAGCAUGGAGGCAUAACCAAGGCGGUACUGGUAUUAAUAACUCCAACAUUCUCCCUCUCAAGUACCAUAUGUAGAAUCUUCUCCCUUUAAAGCUAUUUAACCACUGCAGGCUGCAUACGCCACCUCCCUUCAGAGAGGCUAGUUUUAAGAGCAACAUUGGCUUUUCCCAGCCCUACCCUCCGAUCUUCUAACUCUCCUUCUAUUCCUUUUAACAUUGCUGGGUAUUUCCCUGCUCCAGCCUAAACCUCACAGGCUGGUAAGAGGAAUCCAUCCUUUAUCUUGCCCUUGACUUCUGCGUGGUUACUCACAUACUAGGAUUGCUGCUGUUUUCUCGGUCCUUUAAGAGCCAUGUGGCAGGCAGAAAUUUGCAAGGCGAAACCUGGGCUGAUUGUUUUUUUGCCUGCUGUGCUGGGGUUCAAAGAAGGAUAUCUCUGUCUGGAGGAGUAUGGCGGCUCAGCAAUUCAUCUGCUCUUAAAAUUACGUCUGUGCAGGAGGUUGGGCGGGGGCAAGCAGUUGGGUGUAUAGGAACAGCUGUCAAGAUUCCUGGGUAGAGUGGAAUCCUUCCAUAAGGAAGGAAAGUUAUUCAUUCCCUUUCCUGAAGUUCUGUCUUCUAGCUCUUGCAUUCCUGACAUGUAAGCAAGGGGGAAAAACCCCUUUGUUGGCAAUCUUCUGCUGGCUCAUAGUCAGCCAAAAUUUCUUAGGAACUUCUGCAACCCCAGGAAGACUUUUUUUUGCAAAUUAUAUCUAUGUCCCCUUCCCUCUAGGUUAGAAAUGUUGUCCUUGAUUAUUAGGAUAAAUCCAGCCCCUGCCUCAGGCGCUGGAGACCAAGGCUGCAUUUCCGCUAUCAGUUCAAAUAAGUCAACAAGGAAUUCACCCAAAGAAUCCCUGGGAAUGACAGUUCUCUUCAGAGAACUACAGAGCUUUUGGGGUGAGUGCCAGUGUCUAUUUAAAAAAGAGUUUUAAAAUGUCUGCUGAGUGUAGUGCAGACGUGCCCAAAUGGGACAUCCUUUAUUCCAUCCUUUUCCUCAAUGAAAAAUGAACGGGACCGUAUCUUCUCUGUGGUCUGCCAUGCAGCCACAAAAGGGCAUUGUGUCUCUCCACCCUAGUUCCUUGUUACCACAGGCUGCUUGCUAAGCCCUUGAUGGUCACAACAAAUCCAGAUUCCUUGAUUUCUGUGUCCUGUAGUCUCUAGAGGCUUACCACCCCAGUGUUAGCAUCAAGUAAGCAGGAACAGUACGUUGGAACUUCCGACAGUCUGUUGGAAGAGGGAUCUAGGUAAGGUAGAUGGACUCUUGGCUUCUCAGAGGUCACACUGGGGCAGAAGUAUGUGCUGGGGGACUCGGGUAGCUUUCAUAACUUUUCUUUUGGUCCCUUUAAAUUUCUGCAGGGGCUUUCUCACCACCCUCCCCUUUUGGGUCACAGUUCCUGCAAUCAUGAGUAGUUGGGACUAAGAACCUGUUUAAAUUCUUGCUUCCCAGAACUUACUUGCUGCCAAAUGGCAGCUUCCCGGCAAAAUCCACUGUCCUCUCCUGUGACCCCAGGGGAAAAUUGCCCAUUAGCCCAUCCUCAUCUCUGUACAUAACUUCUUCCUAUAACACAUAUAUUAUAUAUAUGUUUCAGUAUUGUAAUUAUGUAUACAGAUUCUUGAGAUUUUUGAUUUUUUUUUUGACCUCAUGUUCUUAUUUAAUGGUACCGACACUGGAAAUUAGGGAUUCAUCCAAAUCUCCUGGCCUUUUGAUAUUUUUUUUUUUAGUUUUCCACCUACCUAAUCAGGAAGAGCAGAAAAACUGGAAGUUUACAGCUGACAUCUCCUUGCUGUCCUCCUUGUUAAUAACUUUUUUUGUUGUUUGUGCCUCAUUUUCAUUGAAUUUUUUUCCAUUGCUUUGUUUAAAAAUGUUAACAAAAGAAACAAAAUUCAAGCUUG
Eublepharis macularius is the source of this 4790-nucleotide messenger RNA. It is a transcript of the gene TBC1D10B, whose product is annotated as TBC1 domain family member 10B. Bases 110 to 2500 code for a protein of 796 amino acids. Lineage: Eukaryota; Metazoa; Chordata; Lepidosauria; Squamata; Eublepharidae. The transcript has 9 exons. The record is from RefSeq and is a predicted model, not a curated record.